Messenger RNA from Chionomys nivalis (European snow vole), 219 nucleotides. It is a transcript of the gene Smim39, whose product is annotated as small integral membrane protein 39. The coding region runs from base 49 to 219 and encodes 56 amino acids. Lineage: Eukaryota; Metazoa; Chordata; Mammalia; Rodentia; Cricetidae. The record is from RefSeq and is a predicted model, not a curated record. The transcript has a single exon.
UGAGCUGGGAUCUCCCGGCGCUAGGAGCCCGGAGGUAGGCCGGGCGUGAUGGCCAGGCCCCCGCAGCCCCGGCGUGGCCCUGCGACGCCUGGCGGCGCCCUCCGCGCCCUGCUGCGCUGCAACCUGCCCCCGGGCGCCCAGCGCGUGGUGGUCUCGGCUGUGCUGGCGCUGCUGGUCCUCAUCAACGCCGUGCUGAUAUUCCUGCUGGCCUUUCGCUGA